AAGCAAUGUUUUUUCGUGCUUAAGCAAAAUUUCUGCUUAAGCAGCUCUCAGAUCAGCGCGAAAAUUAAUAAGGGGAUUCCCCACCCGGCCGGCCGGCGGCCUGUGCAAUCACGCACGCAGAGCAAUCGUGGAUGGGUUUUCCCAUAUGUGUCAUUGUGUGUUACUCAAUUUUUGUAAUUUUCCAUUCCGGCAUAAUAUUCUCGAAAAUGUUCUAGAUAUUUCUCAAUUAGGACUUUGGAAAAUUCGUAGCUUUGUUUGUGUCGUAUAAGAACGAGAUGGAAAGAAUAUAACGACCGUCCAUUCGGCAGAUGAUCAUUGAUGGUGAAGGAGGUUGUUGUGAAAAGUAUCUUGCUUCAACUUCAAGUUCGUAGCAACUAGCAUAUUAUUUGUUGCUUUAUGAAUGAUCUUCGUGAGUACUACAACGACUUGAACAACAGAAACUCAAAGAUGGAUGUUCUCCAAGUGGCAAUACAAAUGUUCAGACUUGCAGUGCUGUUGUUUGUUUCAAUACAAUGUUUGACAGCGACUUCUGCAACAACCCCGAUCGUUUCUCCCAGAGGCAUCUGCACCUCCCCAGACGAUUUCUACCAGAUCAAAUGGAGAGCUAGGACUGUGGACCCCGGGGAGUCGCUUCAAGUCUAUUGCGAUCGGCCAGAUGGAGCAAAAAUCCCAAUGGAAUCCGUUAGCUCCAGAUUGGGUGAUGAAACCACUCUGACGGUGCACGGCCUAAGCGACGGUCGUUUCAGCUCUUGUGAAUGCGCCGUGAUGAAGGAUGGCACAGCAGUCGGAGCUGUCCAGGAGAUGUCAAAGGCAAACAUUUGGGUCAGGAACGACACAAUGUUCACCAUAUCCCAAGAUGAGAUAUGGAUCAGCCCUGACCAGGAGGAGUUUGAAGUUACGUUUGACGUGGACUGUGACUUUGGUGGAUCGUUUGAGGUGCGUUACAACAACAGAUUGUUAGAGCACAGGCACAGCCCAGGCCCAGACAGGUUGCCUUACAUCAAGCUAAGAGCUGGACAACCUCCAGUACUUUGCUUCCCAGACCCAAGCUGCCGUGAUAUUGGGCUCUACCUUAUUAUCUACCGUGCUAGUAGGAACUACAAACCUAUUGAAACAGCACGGUAUCUGUGGAUACGCGCUAAUAGUUCCUCCUGCCCAACUGCAGUUGCAAUCCAAGAAAAUUCCACCACAGGUGAUGUCAGCAUGGAAAAACAUCAAGCUACCAAGGCUUUUAUCUUGAAUGAUGUUCCUAAGCCCGACAACGGUGGGACAGCAGGAUAUUUUGUGAUUGGCGGAAUAUGUCUGCUAUUGCUUGCCGUGUGUGCGUAUAUGCUUUACCAGAACCGUCGCCUAAAAAUGAGUCUGAGAGAAUCAAAUCAAAGGAAUGAACAGACGACGGCCCUGAAUACUGUUGAAACUAUUGGCUAGUAUCAGCAGGUGGCAUUCAGACAACGGUCGCAGGUCCCAGAGCUGAUAGAUUCCCAGAGGUGGAGCAUGCUUUGUGAGACAGCAAGUAAACAUUUAAAACGUCGGUGUGAAACAUUGGUAAUUCUUGGGAAAAAAAUCACCAUCGUAUUAUCUAAUAAUUCCAUUGGUAACAAUUUUGCAACCUGACGCCACUUUUUUCUUCAUAAAUCAUAAGGUCAUUCAUUGCAAAAAUGAUGAUAAGACAUGAAACUGGGAGUGAGAAACAUUUCCAAUUUUUUGAAUAUUUUGAACA
Patiria miniata (bat star) is the source of this 1720-nucleotide messenger RNA. RefSeq lists its product as uncharacterized. Lineage: Eukaryota; Metazoa; Echinodermata; Asteroidea; Valvatida; Asterinidae. The record is from RefSeq and is a predicted model, not a curated record. Bases 397 to 1428 code for a protein of 343 amino acids. The transcript has 7 exons.